This is a messenger RNA of Ipomoea nil (Japanese morning glory), 3192 nucleotides long. RefSeq names its product auxin response factor 2-like. Gene Ontology annotation, molecular function: DNA binding; protein binding. Bases 230 to 2788 code for a protein of 852 amino acids. Gene Ontology annotation, cellular component: nucleus. NCBI's taxonomy places the organism in Eukaryota, Viridiplantae, Streptophyta, Magnoliopsida, Solanales, Convolvulaceae. The transcript is spliced from 15 exons. Gene Ontology annotation, biological process: regulation of DNA-templated transcription; response to hormone. The record is from RefSeq and is a predicted model, not a curated record.
AGGUCUCUGUUCUGUGUCAUAACGCUACUAGCCCAUCUUCUGCACACACACACACAGAGCGAAGCUGAUGUAGAGAGAGAAACUAGAGUGAGAAAGCUUUGGAAUCUAGAGAAUUUCCAGUUGAUUGAGGUGAUUUUGGUGUUGUGUCUGACUGAACAUCUGUUUUUGGAGAAUCGCGUCGGGGAUGUGAGAUCCGUAUCUUGCGAAGAAACUCCUCGAAGGUUCGGAAAUGGCUACUUCAGAGGUUACGGCGGCCAGGGGUUACGCUGAGUCGAGUUGUGGCUCGUGUGCGCCGCCUCCUGACGGUGGUCGGAGUGUCUCCGGAGCCGGUAAAGAUGUUGAGAGAGCGUUGUACACGGAGCUAUGGCGGGCUUGUGCCGGGCCGCUGGUGACAGUGCCACGUGAGCAGGAGCUGGUGUUCUAUUUCCCGCAAGGUCAUAUCGAGCAGGUUGAAGCAUCAACUAAUCAAGUGGCAGAGCAGCAGAUGCCAAUCUAUAAGCUUCCUUGGAAGAUCCUCUGCCGCGUGGUUAAUGUCCUGUUGAAGGCUGAAGCAGAUACUGAUGAGGUUUAUGCACAAGUAACAUUGAUGCCGGAAGAGAAUCAAGAUGAGAAUGCAAUUAAGAAGGAAACCGUGCUACCUUCACCACCACAUGUUCAAGUACAUUCCUUUUGUAAGACGCUUACAGCCUCAGAUACAAGCACCCAUGGAGGAUUUUCAGUGUUGAGACGGCAUGCUGAUGAGUGUCUCCCGCCAUUGGACAUGUCCCGGCAGCCUCCAAGCCAGGAGCUGGUGGCCAGGGAUCUGCAUGGAAGUGAGUGGCGCUUCAGGCAUAUAUUUCGGGGCCAACCACGGAGGCACCUCCUUCAAAGUGGUUGGAGUGUCUUUGUUAGUUCAAAAAGGCUUGUUGCUGGUGAUGCCUUCAUAUUUUUAAGAGGUGAGAAUGGGGAGCUUCUUGUUGGGGUUAGACGCACAAUGAGGCAUCAGAGUAACAUUCCAUCAUCUGUUAUAUCCAGUCACAGUAUGCAUCUUGGUGUGCUGGCAACAGCAUGGCAUGCCAUUCAGACUAAUACCAUGUUUACGGUGUAUUACAAACCUAGGACAAGCCCCGCAGAAUUUAUUAUUCCACAUGACCAAUAUAUGGAGUCUGUGAAAAAUAACUAUUCCAUAGGAAUGAGGUUCAAAAUGAGGUUUGAAGGAGAAGAAGCUCCGGAGCAGAAGUUUACUGGAACUAUCGUUGGAAUUGAAGAUUGUGAUCACCAAAGGUGGCCGGAAUCGAAAUGGAGAUGCCUCAAGGUGCGGUGGGAUGAAACUUCCACCAUUCCUAGGCCGGACCGAGUUUCACCUUGGCAAAUAGAGCCCUCUCUUUGUCCAUCUGCACUUAAUCCACUUCCUGUACCAAGAUCAAAAAGGCCUCGAUCGAAUGCUUUUCCAUCUUCACCUGAUUCAUCUGUUCUUACAAGAGAAGGUUCAUCCAAACUAUCUGUAGACCCCUCUUCUGCCAGUGGGUUUUCAAGGGUCUUGCAAGGUCAAGAAUUAUCGACCUUGAGAGGUGCCUUUGCAGAAAGUAAGCAGUCAGAAUCAUCUGAGAAGCCAACACCAUGUCCACCAUCUGUGAAUGAUGAGAAGCUUGAUGAUCUUUACGCAUCACACCGCUGUAGUUCAAAUAAACGUUUGUCUUUAGGGAGGCCAGAAUCAUCAUUUACAGCUCUUCUAUCAUCAGGUUUUGGGAUGUACAUUAAUUCGUCCCAUGGCCUUUCUUUUCAGUCAGGGGAUCAAAUGCCAGUUCCUGCUAGUUUGGUGAAGCGACAAACUAAAUGUCAGGAAGGGGAGUUUAACUUACUUGGAAAACCAUGGCCUGCUGUACCCUCUGCCUCUGGUCUAUCACUUAAUUUGAUGGAUUCAAGCAGUAAACCUCAUGGACAGGGUUCUGAUACACCUUAUCAGGCACCAGGAGACUCUAGGUGUGGUGGCUUAAGUGAGUAUUCAAUGCUACCUGGUCAUAGACUUGACAGUCAGCAGGGGAACUGGUUUAUGCCUCCAACUUCUUAUCUGCAAAUACCUGCUCAUUCUAGAGAACUGAUGCCAAAACCAGUAUCAGUACAACAGCACGAGGCAUUUGAACCAAAAAAGGGGAACUGCAAACUAUUUGGCAUACCUCUGAUUAGUAAUUCUUCUUCAAUGGGUCCUCCUAUGUUAAGUGAAAAUGCAAUGACUGAGUCAAUAGUCCAUAGCGAUUUGGGUAUAUCCUCUCAUCAGUCACCUGCAAUUGAAUCUGAACAAAGGUCUGAGCAACCAAAGGACUCUAAAGUGAUAAAUGGAGUUACAGGCAAUGAGAAGGAAAAAGAACUUCAAACCUUUCAUGUUGGUGGUAGAGGAAGGGUGGGCAAGGUCUGCAGUGGUUCAACAAGGAGUUGCACCAAGGUUCAUAAACAGGGCACUGCCCUUGGUAGGUCCGUAUAUCUUGCCAAGUACAACAACUAUGAUGAAUUGAUUGCUGAACUGGACAAUCUGUUUGAUUUUAAUGGUGAACUUAAGGCACGGAACAGCAAUUGGAUGGUUGUGUAUACUGAUGGUGAGGGUGACAUGAUGCUUGUCGGAGAUGAUCCGUGGCAAGAAUUUUGUGCUAUGGUUCAUAAAAUUCACCUCUACACAAAAGAGGAGGUGCAGCAUAUGAAGCCAGGAACUCUGACUUCAAAGGAUGAGGAUACAUCGUCGAUUGCAGGAUUGGACACCAAGGAAGUGAAGGUUUUGCUGCCUCCUCCUAAGUCCAGUGCUGAGGAAUGUUGAUUUCUCCUCAGAUCUAGGUUGAUAAUGCUGCCAGGAGAAGACAAGUAUCCUUUCAGGUUGUUUGAUUUUGUGGGGAUGCUUGAAUGCAGUGAGAUGCAUGUAUGUAUCAUUGCAGCUUCUUAUAUUUUUGCAAUUUUGGACCCCUUGGAAGCCAACUUAUGGUUCCCUAUUCUAUACAUAGUAUGUAUAUUGGCAUUAAUGAGGUAACACUGCUUUUGAAUGUUUCACAUUUUUGUACAUAGUAGUUCUGUAAGUAAGAAAAGUUAAUACGAUUACUCGAAUGCCUUUGCAGUUGUUUUUUGUAGAGUUUAUGUUUUGGGAGUUGAAAUGUCAACCGUUACAUGGGACCGGCAUUAUAGUUUAUACAUCCAUCAUGUUCUUGAUGCAAUUUAAUAUUUAUGGGA